AUGACUUCUCCGUCUCGACGCGCCGGUUCUCAAUCGGCGUGCUCGCUCUGUCCAAUCCUUGUCAAUCCUCGCCGCCCUCUCAGAAGCUUAUCCAUUCUCUUUGGGUUAUGGAAAGCUCUCAUCUUCCUAGUAAUAGCUUUCUGCCCCGGACUUGGCUAUGACACCUCAACAAGUGUACUCCUCUAUCCAACCAGAGACUUAUCGGACGUUGAUCCAUUACACUUUCCCCUUCCACUCAGAUUUGUGAGAUGGGAUUCCAUUUACUUUGUUCACGCUGCUGAGCAUGGCUAUGUUUUUGAACAAGAAUGGGCCUUUGGGUAUGGUUAUACCAGGCUCUUGGCCCUUCUUGCGCCCGUCCUGGUUCUAUACAGGCUCUCAAUCAGCAUCUUUGGCGGUGACACUGCCAAGCAGAAGACCCUUUGCUUUCUCUCCGCUGCUUUACACAUCAUCAGUCCAGCGGGUGCAUUUCUUUCGGCACCCUAUGGAGAAGCUCUGUUUUCCCUUCUCAGCAUCUCUGGGUUCUACCUUUACUCAUCAUCGGUUCUCGAUGAUACUACCAACCACCGAUUGUCAUUGGACUUGAAACUCCUUACAGCCGCUGUACUAAUAUCAGCAGCCACAGCAGUCCGCAGCAACGGAAUUCUUGGUGGAAUUUUGUUCGCGUAUGAUGCUCUUCUACAGCUGCGGCAGAUUCUCAGUCGAGGUUUGGCAUGGGCGGUUGUCUCGCGCCUUGUGGUCAUUGUCCUCGGAGGCUGUGUCAUCGCACUGGGUAUGGCUGUACCUCAGUACAUCGCUUUUAAUGCUUUCUGCAUGAAUCCGAACGCCCCACGUCCAUGGUGUGGAUGGACCAUCCCGAGCAUAUACCGCUUUGUCCAAGAACAAUACUGGAAUGUUGGGUUCUUACGGUAUUGGGUCGUACCAAAUAUCCCUCUAUUCCUCUUAGCCUUGCCCAUGUUAGCAUUGCUUCUUCGGUCAGCUCUCUGGGCGUGGAGACUGCCAUCGAUCACCAGUAAAUUUUCAAAGAAUGGUGCCAAUGGAGCAUCAACUAAAGCCAUGUGGUUACUCCCUCGCUUGGCAAUUAUUCAAGCCCUGCUCGCUGUUCUGGCAUUCACCAGCUAUCAUGUCCAGAUCAUCAAUCGGUUAUCUUCUGGGUAUCCAUUAUGGUACUGGCACCUGGCGGCUGAGCUUAUAAGCGAUCUUGAAGACUCUCAAUCCACUAAUAAGGGCAUCAGCAUCUCUGCAGUUGCUAUCCAAGCUAUGAUGAUCUAUGGUUUGAUCCAAGCGGUUCUCUUCGGCUCGUUUCUCCCUCCCGCUUGA
Molecule: messenger RNA, 1317 nt
Organism: Aspergillus novofumigatus IBT 16806
Lineage: Eukaryota; Fungi; Ascomycota; Eurotiomycetes; Eurotiales; Aspergillaceae
Product: DUF409 domain protein
Exons: 3
Coding region: 1-1317 (438 amino acids)
Biological process (GO): GPI anchor biosynthetic process
Cellular component (GO): mannosyltransferase complex; endoplasmic reticulum membrane
Molecular function (GO): GPI mannosyltransferase activity; alpha-1,6-mannosyltransferase activity
Source: RefSeq, a predicted model, not a curated record